Messenger RNA from Ipomoea triloba (trilobed morning glory), 1435 nucleotides. RefSeq lists its product as uncharacterized. Lineage: Eukaryota; Viridiplantae; Streptophyta; Magnoliopsida; Solanales; Convolvulaceae. Gene Ontology annotation, cellular component: membrane. The coding region runs from base 240 to 1151 and encodes 303 amino acids. The record is from RefSeq and is a predicted model, not a curated record. The transcript is spliced from 9 exons.
AUUUCUGCAAAAUUCAAAGUCUGAUGAUAUGAAUUAUGAAGCCAUGUUUCUUUUUUCCACCAAAAGAAGAAAACAAUGGUCUAUGGAAUAGUAUAAUUCAGCCACUCUCUGCCAAAUCUCAACAAGUCAACAACCCCGGCCCACCCUUUCGCAUUUCGUUUCUGAUUUUCUCUUUAUCUACUCAUUAUAUAAUCUCCUUCCUUCUAGUUACAUCCUAUCAGUAAUCAGUAGAAGAAUUGAUGGAGAACUUAGAAGCCGCUGUGGGCAUAGGCUACUGGCUCCGAUGGCAAGUUGUGGUUUGUGCUCUCAUCCUCAUCCUCCCCGCCACCAUCGCACUAAGAUUACUCAGGAGACGCCAUAAAGAUCCCAUCGACCCUUCUCAUUUCUGGGUUCCCAGUUGGAGAGGCCUCCAUCCUCGCUGGCUUCUUUUUUACAGAGCUUUCGCCUUCGCUUCCAUGGCGUUCCUGCUUUAUCAGACUGUUGCCACUUUCGGAUUCUUCGUCUUCUUUUUCUAUACCCAGUGGACUUUUGCAUUGGUUAUGGUCUAUUUUGCUCUUGGGACACUUGUAUCUGCACAAGGAUGCUUAUGGAGCUCAAGAAGUCCCUUUGCCCAGUGUGGGGAGACGGACAGGUUCUUGAAAAAGGAUCCAGAUGAGACUAAUAGUCAUGAUAAAGAACAAGCAUGUGUUGAACAACAUCUUGGAUUGUCAGAAAAUCUUAUGCAUAUUGUUUACCAGACUUGCGCAGGUGCUGUUAUGCUGACUGAUAUAGUCUUUUGGUGUCUUCUACUCCCAUUUAUGACUGGUGAAAAUUUUCAACUUACCUUGCUAAUUGGAUGUAUGCACUCUGUAAAUGCCAUUUUCCUUUUCCUUGAUUCUGCUCUAAAUAAGCUUCCAUUUUCAUGGUACGGCCUCGUAUACUUUAUUCUAUGGAGUUGUGUUUAUGUUGCUUUCCAGUGGAUUCUCCACGCGUGCUGCUAUACAUGGUGGCCAUAUCCUUUCCUUGACCUUUCAACUCCAUGGGCACCUUUCUGGUAUUUUGCACUGGCCUUGGUUCACAUCCCCUGCUAUGGAAUAUACGUUCUGCUCAUAAAAUUAAAAGACGGAAUCUUGUCAAGGAUGUUUACUGAGGCUUAUGUUAGGUUGUCAUAGCUUCUUGCUUCCUCCGCAAAGGUUACAAUGGAGAAGAAGGGAACUUGACACAGAGGAAAUCUGUUUUCAGAAAGAAAAGAGUGGAUCCUAUCUACUUGCAUAUAAGAAAAGAAGAUAGAUUUAGACAUUGGUACCUAUCAAUAUGUGCAUCUUAUGUAUGAGCUCUAGCUACUAGUUCCUGCUGUACACUCCGUACAAAAUUGUUCAUUUUAGUGUAUGCAUAAUGCAUUAUUAAUUUAAUCUUGAAUUGUUUAAAAUUUUGAUAAUUAAAGAUAAUUAUUCCA